UAUACUAAUCAGAAUGAUUCUUUAUUAGACCAUGAUAUUUGAUUCGCCAAAUACAUCAUUAUUGUAUAUUCUUUCAUAUGUAUAGCGCAACCUAAUACUUUGUUUUCCAGUUUUGAAUCUUUGACUUUUUAUAAAUCGAAAUAUUUAAUAUUAAAAUAAUAAUAAAAUCACUCUUGACAGUAAUAUAUGUUGUAUAUGUAAAUCCUAGAUAUGACAAUAUGCGGAAUUCAUCCAUGAAAAUGAAAAACAAGGGGGGUUGAUAUCGAUGGGACGCAUAACCGGAUAUGCUAAAAUGAAAAUAUGAAAAAAAAAAGGCUAAUGAGAUCGAAAUAAUGAAUCAUAAAUAGAGUUCCAUUUCGGAAUUGGCUAGAUAAAACAAAGUCUUGCCUAUUAUGACAAAUAAAUCAAAGACUUUCCACAAAAAUUUUUUUUAUUCAUAUAUUUUUUAUUUUAAAACUAGGUUUUGGUUAGUUGAGCUUGAAAACGACUAUUCCUUCAUUGAAAUUUAAUUAAGUAAAAAAUUGAAUUGCAUAUUCGCUUGGGUGGUACCAAUGAAAUCGAGUGCUUACUCCCAUUUAUUAUUGAAUUAACCAAUGAAUUUACUAUCGAAGAUUUUUUCUGUAUUCGAAAAAUUUCGCAACAAAAUUGAACAUAUUUUUUAUUAUGAGAAUAAAUCCUACUACUUCGGAUCCAGCGGUUUCAAUACGUGAAAAAAACAACCUGGGACGUAUUGCCCAAAUCAUUGGUCCGGUACUGGAUGUAGCCUUUCCCCCGGGCAAGAUGCCUAAUAUUUACAAUGCUCUGGUGGUUAAGGGUCGAGAUACGCUUGGUCAAGAAAUUAAUGUGACUUGUGAAGUACAGCAAUUAUUAGGAAACAACCGAGUUAGAGCUGUAGCUAUGAGCGCGACCGAGGGUUUAAAGAGAGGGAUGGACGUGGUUGAUAUGGGAAAUCCUCUAAGUGUUCCAGUCGGCGGAGCGACUCUAGGACGAAUUUUCAAUGUACUUGGGGAACCUGUUGAUAAUUUAGGUCCUGUCGAUACUCUCACAACAUCUCCUAUCCAUAAAUCCGCGCCUGCUUUUAUAGACUUAGAUACAACCUUAUCUAUUUUUGAAACAGGAAUUAAAGUAGUAGAUCUUUUGGCCCCUUAUCGUCGUGGGGGAAAAAUCGGACUAUUCGGUGGGGCUGGCGUGGGUAAAACAGUACUAAUUAUGGAAUUGAUCAACAACAUUGCCAAAGCUCAUGGUGGUGUAUCCGUAUUUGGUGGAGUAGGCGAACGAACUCGUGAAGGAAAUGAUCUUUACAUGGAAAUGAAAGAAUCUGGAGUCAUUAAUGAACUAAACCUUGCGGACUCCAAAGUAGCCCUAGUCUACGGUCAGAUGAAUGAACCGCCGGGAGCUCGUAUGAGAGUUGGUCUGACUGCCUUAACUAUGGCAGAAUAUUUCCGAGAUGUUAAUGAGCAAGACGUACUUCUAUUUAUCGACAAUAUCUUCCGUUUUGUACAAGCAGGAUCCGAGGUAUCCGCUUUAUUGGGUAGAAUGCCUUCUGCUGUGGGUUACCAACCCACCCUUAGUACCGAAAUGGGUUCUUUACAAGAAAGAAUUACUUCUACGAAAAAAGGGUCCAUAACCUCUAUUCAAGCAGUUUAUGUACCUGCAGACGAUUUGACUGACCCUGCUCCUGCCACCACAUUUGCACAUUUAGAUGCGACUACCGUACUAUCAAGAGGAUUAGCUGCUAAAGGUAUCUAUCCAGCGGUAGAUCCUUUAGAUUCAACGUCAACUAUGCUACAACCUCGAAUCGUUGGCGAGGAACAUUAUGAAACUGCGCAACAAGUAAAGCAAACUUUACAACGUUACAAGGAGCUUCAGGACAUUAUAGCUAUCCUGGGGUUGGACGAAUUAUCCGAAGAGGAUCGCUUAACCGUCGCAAGAGCACGAAAGAUUGAGCGUUUCUUAUCACAACCUUUUUUCGUAGCAGAAGUAUUUACAGGUUCUCCGGGAAAAUAUGUUGGGCUAGCGGAAACAAUUAGAGGGUUUAAUUUGAUCCUUUCCGGAGAAUUUGAUUCUCUUCCUGAACAGGCCUUUUACUUAGUGGGUAACAUCGAUGAAGCUACUGCGAAGGCUACGAACUUAGAAAUGGAGAAAGUAAAAGAAAUCAUUUUAUCUACUAAUAGUGGACAAAUUGGCGUAUUACCAAAUCACGCGCCGAUUGCCACAGCUGUUGAUAUAGGUAUUUUGAAAAUACGCCUUAAUAACCAAUGGUUAACAAUGGCUCUGAUGGGCGGUUUUGCUAGAAUAGGCAAUAAUGAAAUUACUAUUUUAGUAAAUGAUGCAGAGAAGAAUAGUGACAUUGAUCCACAAGAAGCUCAGCAAACUCUUGAAAUAGCAGAGGCGAACUUGAGAAAAGCUGAAGGCAAGAGACAAACAAUUGAGGCUAAUCUAGCUCUCAGACGAGCUCGGACACGCGUCGAGGCUCUCAAUACGAUUUGAUUUUGUAACUAGCUGACGUAUAAAAAAAUAGGAUCCAAAAGCGA
Messenger RNA from Brassica napus (rape), 2534 nucleotides. RefSeq names its product ATP synthase subunit beta, chloroplastic-like. Lineage: Eukaryota; Viridiplantae; Streptophyta; Magnoliopsida; Brassicales; Brassicaceae. Gene Ontology annotation, biological process: proton motive force-driven mitochondrial ATP synthesis; proton transmembrane transport. The record is from RefSeq and is a predicted model, not a curated record. The coding region runs from base 664 to 2490 and encodes 608 amino acids. The transcript is spliced from 2 exons. Gene Ontology annotation, molecular function: ATP hydrolysis activity; proton-transporting ATP synthase activity, rotational mechanism; ATP binding. Gene Ontology annotation, cellular component: chloroplast thylakoid membrane.